AUGGCCGCCAAACCUAAAUUGAACGUUCACAAUUUCCCUCGUCCCCCGCUACUAGAACCAACACCACGACACUUGAUGAUAAAAUGGAACGGGCAGACAUUGGCUGAUACGAGGGAGUCGUAUUGGGUCUUGGAAACUAUGCAUCCACCUACAUAUUAUCUCCCGCGCACGUCCAUCUCGGACACCUUCAAGCUCAAUCAGACCCCCGGACUAGCGUCGCUGUGUGAAUGGAAAGGCCGGGCAACCUAUUGGGACCUCACCAACACAUCGACAGGCGAGACGGUCAGGAAUAAAAUCUGGAGCUACGAGGCGCCGACGCCUGCGUUUAAGGAUAUCAAAGGAUAUUUGUCGUUUUAUGCCCACGAUGUGCCGUGGGAGUGUUUCGUGGACGAGGAGAAAGUCACGCCGCAAGAAGGAGACUAUUAUGGCGGAUGGGUGACGAGCGAGUUGGAAGGGGCUAUGAAGGGUGGUCCGGAGACUUGGGGUUGGUAA
Messenger RNA from Rhinocladiella mackenziei CBS 650.93, 492 nucleotides. RefSeq lists its product as uncharacterized. The transcript is spliced from 3 exons. The record is from RefSeq and is a predicted model, not a curated record. Bases 1 to 492 code for a protein of 163 amino acids. NCBI's taxonomy places the organism in Eukaryota, Fungi, Ascomycota, Eurotiomycetes, Chaetothyriales, Herpotrichiellaceae.